This is a messenger RNA of Pimephales promelas (fathead minnow), 6585 nucleotides long. It is a transcript of the gene setd5, whose product is annotated as SET domain containing 5. Lineage: Eukaryota; Metazoa; Chordata; Actinopteri; Cypriniformes; Leuciscidae. Gene Ontology annotation, biological process: regulation of DNA-templated transcription. Gene Ontology annotation, cellular component: Set3 complex; Rpd3L-Expanded complex. The record is from RefSeq and is a predicted model, not a curated record.
UCCUGAUGUGUGUGACGUGGUAUAGCAGCGCCCCAUCUGAGGAGUGCUUCACUGCUGUCAUUAGGAGCCCUUGAUUCUCCUCUUCCCUCCCCUCUCCUCUCCUCUCCCUCCCCUCACCCCUCCCUGCCCCCCCUCCCCCCAUCCCCUUCCCUGUGUUGCUGCUCUCGACGUCAUGAGCAUAGUAAUCACACUGGGAGUCACCACACCUGAGACACCUUACACCGAUAUGGCCGCUGGAUCAGAUCCUGAGUCAGUUGAAGCAAGCCCAGCAGUAAACGAGAAAAAUUACUCAAGUCGCAGCUGUGGGAACACACAGAAUCAUGGAUAUGGUGGCCUGCCCUAUGCUAUGCAACAGUCUUCCGUUGUGUGUUGUCAGGAUCAUAACUAUGGAGCUCCACCCCCUCCCACCCCUCCUGCCUCCCCACUCUCCCAGACCAUUUUCUCCCACACGGAACGCAAUGGCACUCUGGGACGAUCACGACCCUGUUUGCCCACCGAUGAACCAGACAACUCUGCCGACAGCGAGAGUUCAUCGGAGGAGGAGGUUGUGGAGGGCGCAGUUCCACCUCCCUGGUGUCAGUGCCGUCUAAUGCAGGAUGGCUUCCUCAUUAAGUGUGAGAAUUGCAGGGGUCUGGAGAAGAAGAAAGGGAUAGACGGGCAACGCAGAAAAGGAGAGAAUUUUUCAGUGGGCGAGAGCAGUGCUACAGAGAGUGGAGAUGAGGACAUGUCAGCCUCUGCUGUGUCAUACACAGCCACCCAACACACACCCACUAGCAUCACUCUCACUGUCAAAAGAGUCAAACAUAACAAAGUUAAGAAGAGAAAGAAGAGCACAGAGAAAACGCGCACUACCCCUAAAGCCAAGAAAGUUAAGGCUUACAGAGAGGGUUCCAGAAAAUCCAUGAGGAUGAAGAACUCUGCGUCUGAGGCCAGUGUUCUGGAUGAGAACACAACAGAAGGAUGGGAGACACGAAUUCGGCAGUGGACUGAUCAGUAUGAGGAAGCUCUCGUUAACCAGUACAGUGCUGACGUACAGACCCUCCUCGAACACUACUGUGCCAAUGGCAACUCGUCCCCAUCCCCGUCUACUGUCGCCAUGGACACCAUUAAUCGAACAGAACUGGCUUGCAACAACACUGUGUUGGGCUCACAAAUGCAGUUACAGCUGGGGCGUGUAACACGUGUGCAGAAACAUAGGAAGAUUCUCAGAGCUGCACGGAAUUUAGACCCAGAAACACUCAUCAUUGAAUAUAGAGGCAAAGUCAUGCUCAGACAGCAGUUUGAAGUCAAUGGACAUUUUUUCAAAAAGCCAUAUCCAUUUGUCCUGUUCUACUCCAAGUUUAAUGAAGUGGAGAUGUGUGUGGAUGCCCGGACAUUUGGCAAUGAUGCACGGUUUAUCAGAAGAUCAUGCACACCCAACGCUGAGGUGCGGCACAUGAUUGCAGAGGGGAUGAUUCACCUGUGUAUCUAUGCUGUUGCUCACAUCUCAAAAGAUUCUGAAGUCACUAUCGGGUUUGACUACGAGUUUAGCUGCUGUAAUUAUAAAGUAGAUUGUGCAUGUCAUAAGGGCAAUCAGGAUUGUCCUGUGCAGAGACACAAUCUCUGCCCCAUCCAACUACCAUCUCCUCAGUCUUCACAAUUUGCCCUGCCUGGAAUAGAAACACGGAAAAGACGAGCCCGACGCAGAGAGCUGGAAGGGGACAGGCUCGUAACCGGCGUGUCCGACGAGAGCAACCACCAGCUGGAAGAUGCAAACGAGACACAGGGAGUUAGCGAUACAGAGGAUGCUCUUAUUGACAGAGUGAAGUUGGAGAAUGGAGAGGAGUUAGAUGAGAAUGGAGUGCCAAUACCAAACAGACGUUCUCGUGACGAACGCAAGGCAGAGGCCAUAAUGCACAUGUUCGAGAACCUUGAGAGGAGAAAAAAACGUGGUCAGGGUUCAGCGCAGGGUACAGCUGAAGAAAACAAACUGGAAGCGGGGGAGGCAGACGUGCCCUCACUUACUGCAGGAAACUGUGUACCAAAUACAGGAGCAGUUGGAGGAGUCAGCACACGGCGCACCUCUUUUGCCACCGUGGACACAACAGACAUUGACCCGGAGAAGCCCCCUGCUACACCCAGUCCUGCCCCUAAACCACAACCUGCCCGUAGUUCCAAACCACGUCCUAAGAGCCGUAUCUCCAGGUACCGCUCCAGUUCAGCUCAGCGUGCUCGUAGACAGCGACAGGCUCUUUCCCAGCAAGCAGCGGAGGGAGUUCUGGUGGGGGGUGAAGAGGGCAGUGCCGGGGCAGCCCUCAGGGAGCAGGGCCAGGGAGAGGGAGCUCCAAACUAUGGCCCUCUUCAAGAUGGAGAGCUCUAUGGAGCUGCCUCUGCAGGGAUGGGUAAUAAGACACAUGUCAGAUACCCAAAAACCAAAAAGUACCUGGUGACCGAGUGGUUAAAUGACAAGGUUCCAGAGCGGGUGGAGGAGUCUGUGGAACGCCCUUUACGCAUCACCACUGACCCCACAGUUCUGGCCACAACCCUCAACAUGCUGCCAGGACUAUCUCAUUCACCUCUCAUCUGUACCACCCCCAAACACUAUGUUCGUUUUGGUUCCCCCUUUAACCCUGAAAGACGCCGGCGACCCUUUAUGAUUGACCCAGCAUAUGGUUCUUGCAAGAAGAGGUGGAUGAAACAAGCGCUGGAUGAGAGCAUGUUAUCUGGCCUGUUGGAGGAUGGAACGGAGUCCAAUUCUUCCCACAAAAGUAACAGCAGCAGCACCAGCAGCUCUCUCCAGCUUAAACCUGAGCUGACAGGACCCAUUAAGAAGAGGAAAUUUAAGUGUCCAUCAGAAAUUGCAGCUCCACCCUCUGAACUCUUGUUACGACCAUUGUCCCCCAUCACCCCACCUCUGCCCUCUGAACUUCCCAUGACGCCUCUUCAUUCACUCAUAAAUCCUUGCUCGCUUUAUUUAGGAGGGGAAGUGGAGAAGCUAAAUGCUACCAUGCUUCCGUUCUCUCCACUCACAUCCCGGCCCACCAGCCGCUGCAAUACACCUCUACAGUUUGAGAACAUCUCUUCUCCUGAGGCUUCUCCUGUGCACAGAUCAGAAUCUCUAACUCCAGAACCCUGUUUGCGACCAGACUUCACUUCCCGAGUCACUGCCUUCCCUGACUUUUCCACAAGCCGAGGAAGCCCGGCUCCUGUGUCAGAAGACUUCUCAGUUGCUGCUCAAGACUCACUCAAUGGAUCUGGUGGUGGGACUCCCCGCAGCUCAGCUGUUGUGUCCUCUCUAUGUGACUCUUCCUUGGUUUCGCAUGCCAGUGAGGCACAGGCCCGAGAACAGGCUUUUAGGACCGAGUUUAACCUCAUUUACACCUGCUCUCCCCUCAAUGCCAGUCUACCCACUGGUCCCGUAAGUGACAGACACUUCCCACAAUCAGAGGGCUUUUCCACAGCUGACUCUGACUUUAGCACAAUGAGCAGCCAGGGGCCGCUGAUGGAGGCGGGUUCGGGUUCUCUCUCGCUGUAUUUGGACACACAGUUUGGAGGCGGAUAUUCAGAGAGCAGCACAUCCCCUCACCCUAGCAAUCCACCACAGAAGAAGAAGAGGGUCAUGGUGAGUGCUGGUAGUCAGCUGGCUGGCUUGUCUGGGUACCAGGCAUUAGCUGUAAGGGGCCAGUUCAAGCCAGGGCAAAACAUGGUUUCUCUGCUAGAGUACAGGGAAAGAAAGAAAGGGCCACGGGACCCAGCGCCCCUCGUCACAAACAUCAGCUCCAUUUGCCCUCGCACAGAGUCUCCAGGACAGCCGCUCAUGCAUGUUCAACCUUCAGUCUCUCCGCACAAUUCGUUCUCUCCAGAAAGGCAAACUUUCCCACAGAUAGAGGAGGUCAGUCCGCCUGGCAUCCGGUCUGGAAACCACACACAGACCACAGUACUGGGUGGACCAGAGUCCAACCACUGGAUGGUCCCUACAUCAGUUGAGCGGUUGAGGGAGGGACAGGGUGCUCUGGAACGUGUCCUGAGGGGCAAUCUAAACAUAGAGCGUGCCCUUAAAAGAGCAGAUGCCGGAAUGAAUGACCAAAUCAGCAGUCGUGAUAAGAGCACUGAUGCUGUUGAGAUGGACAGGUAUGAUCUUCAGGGCUCAUCUCUGGCCUCUCCCAUAAAGAGUCCUUCUAUACACCCACAUCAGCAGAUGCUGCCUCUCCAGCCAGAAUCCCACCAGCGCUCGGAAAGCCCCGUCUUCGACCAGCAGAGCUCCUCUCCUCCAUUCUGUCCCCCUGUAAGCCCCUCUCCUCCCCGCUGCAGCUCUGGGAGGCCCAGUUACUAUCCUUCAAAGCUGCCCACACACAGCCCACUCGCCCAAGAAAGCCCGCCCACUUCUACAGUAUCCAUCUCCUCAGUGGACUCAACAAUGUGUGCGCCACAGCCUCACGGCAGCAGUGGAGGUGGGAUGGACACCUCAAGCCUUAAAGCUAAACUUUUGGACAGCACCCUGUCAGCUGCUCUUUCUCUACCCACCAGAGGUCUAGGCCACCUUAAAAUGGACAGCACUGCAGUACCACACACACAAGGUGCUCGUGACUCCAAACUGGCCCAGUCGUCCAGAGUGCACAGCCAGAGAACAGACAGACCCAGUCAGGCUAACUCGAGACAUCUCACGGCUUCUGGAGCACAGCACUAUCCACAGCGAAAUUUACAGGGUCCAGGGGUAUGGACACAGUCGGGGACCUUUUAGGACCCACAGUGUGUGUGUGUGUGUGUCAGAAAGACAAGUGUGUGAUAUCCUCCUCACUUUUACCUGUGGAGAAGCUCUGCGUUGUUAGCAGAAAUUUGAUGUAUUGAGUUCUGUAUGGAUGGUCUACUUUUUUCUUUUUCUUUACCUUUCCCAGUUCCUUUGAUAUUUUUCCAAAAACUGAAUUUCUGCGGUUACAUGUAACUUAGUGUGGACUUCAUAACAAUCAAAUCAACGGAACAUUAAAGUAACUAGUUUGGACUAUAUAACCAGAUUUAAAUGUAUUUUGAAAAUUCACCCAAAUGCUACAAUGAUGUGUUCAUGCUGAUUUUUUAAGAGGAAAGUUACGCAUCAGUGGUGAAAUGCAACUUUCUCUUAAAGUAGGGUUCUCAUGUUUAAGACUUAUCUAAGAGUAAAAGUGAUCAUGCUGAUCUUCAUGUCUAAUGUAUUAUGGUAUUAUGACCAUAUGAAAUGGCACUCUUACUUUAAGAUGCUUCACAAGCUUGAUUUUUCAGUUUCAUCAGUAGUCGUCAUCAGAACAGUUUUGUAGCGUGCUCAUAGAUGGCACACUUGACUCGGAGAAAUGUGUUUUUGAAUGCACGUGAAAGCAAUUCUUAGUGAACGGUGAGUUAUUUCCUCACUCUGAAUCAUUCCAGUGUCUAGCUAUCGUUGGGGUCCGACGGGCCUCUGGCCUGUUGAAUUCUCGUUAGUGUCAUAAAAUCACUACUCACUUGAUAUAUAAUACUUGACAAGCAGAACUUAUGGUGCUUCAGCUGGUCCAUUUGAAUUGUUUAUUUUGUUUCCCAAUGUAAUCAUGAUUGCCUCUAGGUAAAAACUUGCAAUUGUCAGUUCAAACUUUGUUUUUUUUAACUUGUUUCCAAUGAUUGUUAAAACGCCCCUCUUUGUGACUAGCAAAGCACACAACUUUGCAGAAAAAAAAAUUGCAGAAAUGUUUUUGUUUAUACUCCGUUAAAAAAGUAUGUGUACCCUCCCAAGCCCUUUAAAUCCUGUAAAGUGUAUACUUCAUUUCUCUCACGUCAUAUUUAAUUUACUCUCCUUUUUGACCAGACAUUGCAUUCCAACCACCAUUUUGGAAAGGAAGAGAGGAAAAAUGGUUUGAUCAGUAAAAAAGACAAAGCAAGUGUGCCGCUCCUGUGGUCUCUCAAAUUUAAGUGUUUUAAUAAUUAAAUAUGGCUGCUCACAGGACAGCCUUUUUAUCAAAAUACUGUACCUUCCUUGGAUGGGACCUUUUAGAAAUGGUAAGGUCACCAAUUCAUGUGCCAAUGAAGACCACAGUAGUGGGAUAUUGACCCCAUAUCAAACAAAACCAAUGCCCCUGUUGCAUCUAGAGAACUAUGGUUGUCUGCUUGGUGGAUUUAUACAAUACAACUAUAUAAAAAAAGAGAUUAUGUCUGUUUUUGUUUUAACCUAACGUGAAAAGACCUUGAAAUGACGGGUUAAUGUGUUCAGCCUUAGUUCACUGGUUUAUAUGAAUGUCUUUUACAUAUAAUGGAAAGAGUAAAUCUUGAAAAAAGAAAAAAAGAAAAAAUGAAAUCUACCAGCACCUUAACUACAUGAUCAUGUGUACCUGGGUGAAGUGUCAUUCUGUUCUCAGAGAAAUAUAGUACACCAAAUUUGCUGCAUGAUAUUUCUUUUGUGUCAUUGUAACAGUUAGGGUUGGGUUUAUUUGGUAUACGGUUUUGAUUGACAUUCUCCUCUUCCUAACACCACAAACAUUUGGCACUUUUCUAGCAUCCAUAGGCAUAUUUUUGUUGUAUUUGUUUUCUCAACCUAAUUUGAACCCUUCCCCUUUUCAUGACAUAAAAUGCAUCACAUUUUGCUUUUUAAAUAAAAUGUUUGUGAACAUU